GUGCACGCGUUCUUCCAGGGCACGAACUCGAACACAAGCCUUCGCCAGCAGCGCCGCACCAAAAUCGAUUCUCCGUUAAAACGAACAGUGAGCCAGUUUCUCCUGAGCAACAAUGUCCACUGGCACUCAGAAAUCAGCGAAACGCACCGGACGAGAAAGGGCCGCUACUCUAUGCAAUUUGCAGAAAACACACAAAGCAGCCUUGUUCCCUCAGAGUCCUGAGUCUGCAGAUGACCAGUCUCUUCCUAGCAGCCCUGAGCAAGCAGUUUUGAGGAACCAAUACGUAGAGCCAGUGAUCGCUGUUCAGCUGGCCCCAGGCAGGGCCGAUUUCCUGGAGACUGGGAGACGUCUCGCGGACCUGAGGACUAGACUGAUCAGCACUGGACAACUAUUUGAGAGGGACAGGGGUACCGAUAAAGCCCCCAACAUUGUAGCGCUGGGCGGAGUGGAAGGGAUCGGAAAAACCACCGAAGUGCAGAAGCUGGCGUUUGACUGGGUCAAUGGAAAGGGGCUUGAGAAGUUUGCGUUCGUGUUCCUGUUUAAAUUCUGGGAGCUAAACAUCCUCCAGAAGGAGGCGGUAUCUCUAGUUGGUCUCAUCGCCUGGCAGCACAAACACCUCAAGGGGAAGGACUUGGGAGAAAUUCUGCAGAGACCGGAAUCCCUCUUGUUCAUUUUUGAUGGCUUGGACCAGUACAAGCACAGCCUGGAUUUCCCGAGGGCGCAGCUCUGUUCCAACGUGGAGGAAGCCGCUCCUGUUCACAAGCUGGUCUCCAGCCUCCUGGCCCAGGCUUUACUGAACGGCUGCUCAGUGCUCAUCACAAGCCGGACGACCUCGUCAUCCCUCUUCGAACUACUGGACACUGGCAAAGUCGAUCUCUAUGCCGAGAUUUACGGAUUCGCCCCGGAACAGAGGAAGAGAUUCUUCGGGAAGUUAUUUGGUGGCAGUCGGGUUGCCGAUGAAGCCUUCCGUUACGUGGAGCAGAACGACGGUCUGUACUCCCUGUGCUUCAGCCCUUCUUUCUGUUCCAUCUUCGCCUCUGUGCUCAAGUCCUGCUCGGCUGCGCGAGAGCGAGAGCUGGAAACUGUGAGUGAGAUGUUGGUGAACUUCGUUUGGGGCAACAUGCUCCCGGCCCCAGGUAAAGCAAGAGAGAAGCGGGGGGCCCUGCUGAAACUGGGAAAGCUGGCUUUCCACGGCGUGUCUGAAGGGCUCUCUGUGUUUUACGAUGAGGACCUGUGCUCAUUCGGCCUCACAUUCCCCAAGCGGUUCCUCCCUGGGAUUUUCCAGAGAGAGAGCCUGCAGGGGCGCUGGAGCUACACCUUUGCUGUCCCCCCCUUGCAGCAGUUUUUGGCUGCCUGUUACUUGCUCUUCGACACCUCAGCAGACCUCAAAGAGUUCCUCAAGAAGACGGACAGCCAGAGCGACGUUCAUUUCCAGAUCCUGAUGCUCUUCCUGGCAGGAAUUUCUGAGCCCGCUGUAAUGAAACCUGUGGAUGCGAUGCUGGUAGAGUUUGGGAGGGGCAGGGCAGAAACGGUCCAGGAAUGGUUGAAAGGCACAGCACAGCAGGCUCUGCAGGACCACAGGAAAAAGAAGCUUCUAACCGCCCUUCGAUUCCUCUAUGAAACUCAGAACAAGAGUUUGAUAACAACGGAGUUCGCGAAGGAGAUUUGUCGUAGUCUUUCGUACAACACUUUCAGCGAUCUGGACUGCACAGUGCUGCUCUCUGUUUCCAGCUGCUGCCAAGAUCUUCCAGAGUUCAGACUAAUGGGAUCCUCCUUCACAGAGACAGGCUUCGACAGACUGCUGCCGGCUUUCAGAAGCUGUCAGAAAAUUGACCUGAAGAACUGUCGACUGACCCCAGGGAGUUGUGAAGUACUGGCCUCCGCUCUCUCCUCGCAGCAGUCUCGCCUCACAGCCCUGGAUCUGAAUAGCAACCCUUUGGAGGAUUCUGGAAUCAAACUGCUGUGUACCGGGAUGAAGGACUCAAACUGCAAAAUACAGAACCUGGUGCUGAGGGGCUGCUCGUUCACGGCUGAUUGCUGUGAGGAUCUCGCCGCUGCUCUCAGUACAGACCACUCAAGCCUGGCAGAGCUGGAUCUGAGCUUCAACCAGCUGGGGGAUUCAGGAUUGAAGCGUCUGUCUGCUGGGCUGAGGGAUCCAAACUGCAAGCUGGAGACGCUGGGGCUGAGCAGCUGUGAGCUGACAGCUGGGGGCUGUGAGGACCUCGCCUCGGCCCUGUGCUGCAGCCACUCCUGCCUGCACUCACUCUACCUGAGCGCUAAUGAACUGGAGGAUUCGGGGCUGAAGUGGCUGUCUGCUGCAAUGAGGGAUCCGAACUGUAAACUGCAGGAUCUCGAGCUGUCCGAUUGCUACCUCACCUCUGAGUGCUGUCAGGGUUUAGCUUCAGCUCUGCAGGCAAAGCACUCCCUCCUGAGAAGGCUGCAGCUGGGGAACAAUGAGCUGGGCAGUGCAGGUGGGAGGGUGCUGUGUGCUGCUCUGCAGGAGCCAGGCUGCAAGGUGGAGAGUCUGGGGCUGUCUCACUGCGAUCUCACCUCUGAGCUCUGCCAGGAUAUUGCCUCGGUUCUGUGUUCCGGUCACUGCAGUCUGAGAGAGCUGGAGCUGGCAGUGAACAAACUGGGGGACUCCGGGGUGAAAGUGCUGUGUGCUGCUCUGAGGAACCCAAACUGCAAACUGGAGAGGCUAAACCUGGACCUCACCAGUCUCACAGACACCUGUGUGGGGGAUCUCUCCUCGGCACUCACUACAAGCCGGACCCUGUCUGUCCUGGAUCUGAGCAACAAUGGAUUCACAGAUGCCUCGGUCCCAGCAUUCAGACAGAUGAUAGCGGCCAGCACCCUCAAGGAAAUCCUUUUGUCGGAGGCAGACUUUUCUGAAGAAAGCCUGGAUGUCCUGCUUGAGCUGGACACCCCCGGAAGGCACAUCUCUCUGUAAAGAAUUCCUCAACUGCAUUUAAAGAAAUGUGUAUGUUACAGCUGCACAGAACCUUUCCGCAUCGUUAACAAAAGCAGCACCAAUCAAACUGCAUUCAUAAUCCAUCUAAACAUUUUCUUUUUAUGUAAGUAACCCAGGAGAUGAGAAAGUUUGCCAGGAGGAGGGCCCUGUUUGAUCAGCUAUCAUAUCAUUGUAACCAGAGCAUUCCUGUGGUUUGGUGUGCAAGCAUGCAGAAAUUAACAUUUGGGUUCAAUACACUGUACUGCAGCCACGUAGGACCUGCUUUCGUAUGCUUAAUACUGUGUGUGGCUUCAAUUAGUAUCAUCACUGAUGCUAAUAUUACCGGAGGUGAUCGCCCUUGCACACUGUGCUUGUGUACGUCACACGGUACAGUUAUGCAUAUAUCCAGAGACUGGCUUGUCAAGUUUAGAUGAAACCUGAAAAGAACCUUCUUUAGACUGGGGGGGGGGGGUAUAUAAAGGAAUCUGUCCUCCUGUCUGUCUGUCUGUGUGCAUACUGGGACUGCAGGGCUCCUAUAUCAAUCGUUUCAUGAUGUGGCUGAUUUUUAAUUUAGUCGUGAUGCGAGGGGCGGAUGUUGUCGACUUGCUUGCUAUUUUUUUGAAUGAGUUUCUACCAAUAAAACCAUUUUAUAGUCAAUAUGUGAAGUGUAUGAUUUCUUAUUUUUUUCCGUAGUAUUGAUUUACAAUGAAACAAAGAGGGGAAAUGGAAUUGAAAGCGAGCUGCUUUAACUAGUUGUAAUAUUUCUUUCUUUCUUUCUUUUUUUUUACUUUGUAAAAGCAUAGUGUAAUUGCAUUUAAAAGUGGCUUGAGAAGGAGGGGACGUGAAAGCAUAGAAUAGGAUAGGGAAGUUCAAGUUCCAGUUACAUCAUUUUAACCGUGCAAUUAAAUUACGUAUCAGAAGAAAUGGGGAAAUUGUCGUUAUCUGGUUGACAUUUUGUGUAGCAUUUCAUGUUUGCAGCUCAAAAAAAUUCCAUGUCA
Messenger RNA from Polyodon spathula (Mississippi paddlefish), 3948 nucleotides. Its product is annotated as NACHT, LRR and PYD domains-containing protein 12-like. The coding region runs from base 113 to 2950 and encodes 945 amino acids. Gene Ontology annotation, molecular function: protein binding. Lineage: Eukaryota; Metazoa; Chordata; Actinopteri; Acipenseriformes; Polyodontidae. The transcript has 10 exons. The record is from RefSeq and is a predicted model, not a curated record.